GCCUCUCUCUCACAUUCAACCCAUCCUCUUCAAAUAGUAUUUCAAAUAAUUCAAUUCAUCACUCUUCUCUCCCUUUGCUUCCAGUCCAAGUAAAUUCUUCUCCAUGCUCAAUUCAUUUUGACCAAGACAGAAACAUCGACCACAUAAUACCAAGUGAUCCAUCCUCUAAUUAUGAUUCUUAGCUUGGGAUCCGAGGAGUUAAAUACAAAGCAGAUACAAAACUGAUUCAAGACGACAUGGCCAAAGAAACUCCAGCAACGUUUUCAAAGUUCCUUAAUUUUAUUUGCCUUUUCAUGUUCAUGCUCAACUUCCACUCAACUCAUGGAGAACAAGAGUUUGAGCUUCUCUUAUCCUUCAAAGCAUCCAUCAAAUUCGAUCCACUAAACUUUCUCUCCAACUGGGUCAACACUUCCUCCGACACUAUCUGCAAGUGGCACGGCAUAACUUGCGACAACUGGUCGCACGUUAACACCGUGUCACUCUCAGGUAAAAACAUCUCCGGUGAGGUUUCCUCGUCAAUUUUCCAACUUCCACACGUUACAAACCUCGACCUCUCAAACAACCAGCUUGUUGGAGAAAUUGUUUUCAACUCUCCUUUUCUCUCUUCACUUCUUUACCUCAAUCUAAGCAACAACAACCUCACUGGCCCCUUACCUCAAUCCUUAUUUUCAUCAUCCUUUAUCAAUCUCGAGACUCUUGAUCUCUCAAACAACAUGUUUUCAGGCAAAAUACCUGAUCAAAUUGGAUUGCUUUCAAGUUUAACAUAUGUUGAUCUAGGUGGCAAUGUUUUGGUUGGAAAAAUUCCAAAUUCCAUCACCAACCUCACAAGUUUAGAGUCCUUAACUUUGGCUUCAAACCAAUUAAUAGGUGAGAUUCCAACAAAGAUAUGCCUAAUGAAGAGGUUGAAAUGGAUUUACUUGGGAUACAACAAUCUUUCAGGAGAGAUACCAAAGAACAUUGGAAACUUAGUUUCAUUGAAUCACCUUAAUCUUGUUUACAACAAUCUCACAGGACCAAUUCCUGAAUCACUUGGAAACCUCACAAAUCUUCAAUAUCUCUUUCUCUACCUAAACAAACUCACCGGCCCAAUUCCCAAAUCCAUUUUCAAUUUGAAAAACCUCAUUUCACUUGAUCUCAGUGAUAAUUAUCUUUCAGGAGAGAUUUCAAACCUUGUUGUCAACCUUCAAAAACUAGAGAUUCUUCAUCUCUUCUCAAACAACUUCACAGGUAAAAUUCCAAACACCAUAACAUCUUUACCACACCUUCAAGUUCUUCAACUCUGGUCAAACAAAUUAACAGGUGAAAUUCCACAAACACUUGGAAUACACAACAACCUCACAAUUCUUGAUCUCUCUUCCAACAACCUCACAGGCAAAAUCCCAAACAGUUUAUGUGCGUCCAAAAAUCUUCACAAAAUUAUCCUCUUUUCAAACUCUCUCAAAGGUGAAAUCCCAAAAGGAUUAACCUCUUGCAAAACCUUAGAAAGAGUGAGACUCCAAGACAACAAUUUAUCAGGAAAAUUGCCAUUGGAAAUCACCCAAUUGCCUCAGAUAUACCUGUUGGAUAUCUCUGGAAACAAAUUUUCUGGAAGAAUCAAUGAUAGAAAAUGGAAUAUGCCAUCACUUCAAAUGCUUAAUUUGGCUAACAACAACUUCUCAGGUGAUUUACCAAACUCUUUUGGUGGUAACAAAGUUGAAGGAUUAGACUUAUCACAGAAUCAAUUUUCUGGUUACAUUCAAAUUGGUUUCAAAAAUUUACCAGAGCUUGUUCAAUUGAAACUCAACAACAACAACCUCUUCGGUAAAUUCCCAGAAGAACUUUUUCAAUGCAACAAACUUGUUUCAUUAGAUUUAAGCCAUAAUCGGUUAAACGGCGAGAUUCCUGAAAAACUCGCCAAAAUGCCGGUUCUUGGUCUACUUGACAUAUCAGAGAAUCAAUUUUCCGGUGAAAUUCCAAAGAAUUUAGGAAGCGUUGAAUCGCUUGUUGAAGUUAACAUCUCAUAUAACCAUUUUCAUGGCGUUUUACCUUCUACUGAAGCUUUCUCUGCAAUCAAUGCAAGUUUAGUUACCGGUAACAAACUCUGUGACGGUGACGGUGAUGUUUCUAACGGUUUGCCACCAUGCAAAAGUUACAAUCAGAUGAACUCAACAAGGUUGUUUGUUUUAAUUUGUUUUGUAUUAACAGCGUUGGUUGUUUUGGUUGGUACUGUCGUGAUUUUCGUGCUGAGAAUGAACAAGAGUUUUGAAGUUAGAAGAGUGGUUGAAAAUGAAGAUGGAACUUGGGAAGUGAUUUUCUUCGAUUAUAAGGCUUCUAAAUUUGUUACAAUUGAGGAUGUUUUGUCUUCGGUAAAAGAAGGAAAAGUUAUCACGAAAGGAAGAAACUGGGUUUCGUACGAAGGAAAGUGUGUUUCGAACGAAAUGCAAUUUGUUGUGAAAGAAAUAAGUGACACGAAUUCUGUUUCCGUUAGUUUUUGGGAUGAUACGGUGACGUUUGGUAAAAAAGUGAGACAUGAGAAUAUUGUUAAGAUUAUGGGAAUGUUUAGGUGUGGUAAAAGAGGGUAUUUGGUUUAUGAGUUUGUAGAAGGGAAGAGUUUAAGGGAAAUUAUGCAUGGUUUGAGUUGGUUAAGGAGAUGGAAAAUUGCUUUGGGGAUUGCAAAAGCUAUUAAUUUUUUGCAUUGUGAAUGUUUGUGGUUUGGUUUGGGGAGCGAAGUGUCGCCGGAGACGGUUUUGGUCGACGGAAAGGGUGUUCCUCGCCUUAAGCUUGACUCUCCCGGAAUAGUAGUAACGCCGGUUAUGGGUGUCAAAGGUUUUGUUUCUUCAGCCUACGUUGCUCCAGAGGAAAGAAAUGGGAAAGAUGUGACAGAGAAGAGUGAGAUAUAUGGUUUUGGAGUUAUCCUGAUUGAGUUAUUAACAGGAAGAAACUCUGUAGACAUAGAAGCAUGGAAUGGUAUUCAUUACAAGAAUAAUAUUGUUGAGUGGGCCCGUUAUUGUUACUCUGACUGUCAUCUAGACACGUGGAUAGAUUCUGUUGUAAUGAAGGGUGAAGAUUCAUCGACCUAUCAAAACGACAUUGUUGAAACCAUGAAUCUUGCACUUCACUGUACCGCAAAUGAUCCCACCACAAGGCCAUGCGCAAGAGAUAUACUCAAAGCCCUAGAGACUGUUCACUGCAACACAGCCACUCUUUGCUGAUUUUCGUUUUUUUGCGUGCUCUCUGAUAUUUUUUUACAGUUUUUGAGAUAAAAUAAUCUCUCUCUUUUUUUCUUCCUUUGAGUUUUCUCUCUUUUUUUUUUCUUUUCUUUUUUUGUUUUCAUAUGUUUAAAGUUUUUAAUUAGUUUAGCAUAAGUAAGUUGUUUGUUGAUGAAGGCAUUGUUAGGAAACUGUUUGCUUGAUAUUUUAUAUAUGGACAUGCUAUGCUUGAGAUACUUGUGAUGAGUGUAAAACUAAAUGUAAAUAAAUUGAAUGAAUGUUAUCAAUAAGUUAAUGAAAUCAA
Medicago truncatula (barrel medic) is the source of this 3492-nucleotide messenger RNA. Its product is annotated as probably inactive leucine-rich repeat receptor-like protein kinase At2g25790. Bases 237 to 3191 code for a protein of 984 amino acids. The record is from RefSeq and is a predicted model, not a curated record. The transcript has 3 exons. Gene Ontology annotation, biological process: protein phosphorylation. Gene Ontology annotation, molecular function: protein kinase activity; ATP binding; protein binding. NCBI's taxonomy places the organism in Eukaryota, Viridiplantae, Streptophyta, Magnoliopsida, Fabales, Fabaceae.